AUGAGGUGCAAACCUUCUCCAACAUCGCGCUAUCCCGUAGUCUAUGGGCCGCCCGGCCAGUCCGAGUCUAUCCAGUCUAAAUCGCUGUUGAAGACACGCCAUCGCCAGUGGAUACACAGUCUGAAUGGCAACCUGAAUCCAAGACGUGGUACCGUUAUAGCUAGUACAAGCCUCUCCAUGCCAAGCCCAAACACAAGCGCGCAUAGUCAAGACAACGGAACCGGCAAGCAAACCUAA
Penicillium roqueforti is the source of this 237-nucleotide messenger RNA. RefSeq lists its product as uncharacterized. The coding region runs from base 1 to 237 and encodes 78 amino acids. The transcript has 4 exons. Lineage: Eukaryota; Fungi; Ascomycota; Eurotiomycetes; Eurotiales; Aspergillaceae. The record is from RefSeq and is a predicted model, not a curated record.